Staurois parvus is the source of this 308-nucleotide messenger RNA. NCBI's taxonomy places the organism in Eukaryota, Metazoa, Chordata, Amphibia, Anura, Ranidae. The record is from the annotation of a GenBank genome assembly.
ACUGCAGACUCAGUACAGGAGAUGACCAGAGACUGCGGACACAGUACAGGGGAUGACCAGAGACUGCGGACACAGUACAGGGGUUGGCCAGAGACUGCGGACAGUACAGGAGAUGACCAGAGACUGCAGACACAGUACAGGAGAUGACCAGAGACUGCAGACACAGUACAGGAGAUGACCAGAGACUGCGGACAUAGUACAGGGAAUGACCAGAGACUGCGGACACAGUACAGGAGAUGACCAGAGACUGCGGACACAGUACAGGAGAUGACCAGAGACUGCGGACACAGUACAGGAGAUGACCAGAG